This is a messenger RNA of Exaiptasia diaphana, 833 nucleotides long. RefSeq lists its product as uncharacterized. NCBI's taxonomy places the organism in Eukaryota, Metazoa, Cnidaria, Anthozoa, Actiniaria, Aiptasiidae. The transcript has 4 exons. The record is from RefSeq and is a predicted model, not a curated record. The coding region runs from base 264 to 788 and encodes 174 amino acids.
CUUUAAAAGACAACCCGGCAUGCGAGAACUUUAACAUUAAGACCCCCUGCCACAGAAAGAACAAGCCAUGCCUUAACGAAGGCAGGUGUGUCUUUAAAAACAGCACCCAUCAAUGUCAAUGUGAAAAUGGGUAUCGGGGAAAACAGUGCCAAAAAGUACCACCAAACUCUUGCAAAGCACUUCUCCAAGCAAACUCUUCCUUGCCGUCUGGAUUGUAUUCCAUUUCCCCAGAUGGCACCAAUGUCAUCAAAGUCUACUGUGAUAUGGUAACGGACGGUGGAGGCUGGACUCUAGUAUACAGCUAUACGUUCACAAACUAUGGUAAUUUUAAAGCAACAAGCAAUGCAGUGACACCACAACCAAACUGGCCAAGCAAGGGUAACGUCCCAGUAUCAACCACCCCUCCCCUCAGUGAAACUGAUUACGCCGCGUUGGAGUUUGAACUAUGGAAAAACAUCGGUGGUCAAGAGGUCAUCAUUAAAUCAAACAUCAAUCACUGGAUUCAGUGCAAGGAAGGAACCGGAAGUCUAGUGAACUGGAGAACUGGAAGUUUUACAUGUACAGUGAUCAAAGCAGUUGCCUCCGGUUGUAUUGAUACCGUUCCUUCACAAUUAGCUAUUGCUAAUUAUGGGCCCUAUUUCAAACGGGGUUCUGGCUUGCUGACUACGUACUAUCUCUUUGAAGUCUUCACCACAAAAAACUGGCCAACUCACGACCCUUGCGGAACAAAUAAAGACGGGCACGUUAAGGGUGUGGCUAAUCCCCAUGGUAACAUCUACAUACGCUAAAUAGCGUUACCCAGAACCAUCGCAAUCUCAGCUCACGUUAUGGAA